AUGCCGAGCUCAAACGUCAACCUUCACAAAUUCUUGGACAGGGCAGCAGACUUUGGAGUAGAGGAGGCUCGCUGCCUGGUGGAAGAGGCCAAGAUACUGUGGCCAACGCUCUCGCUUGAUGCACCCAACGUUCUCGCUUUGUGGAAGGGCCUGAGGGGGUCAAAAGAGUCCAUCCUACCGUAUAAGCGUUUGAGUGCAUUCUUCGCUCUUGGAAGCAAGCGACUCAAUGCCCGGGCGGCUGAAUGGAAACAAGAGGACAUCCUACCGACCAUAGUGCAUGGCAUCAUAGCAGACAUAGCAAUUGUGCUGGCACAUGACUCUGAACCGACGUCGUCGUCACCAGAACUCACUCCUAGCAUGUGGGCCGAACUAUUCAUGUCCUUGACACGUAUUGGCGAAGAAUUGGUCGACUACAACAACCGGCACAUGGCAGCCAUCAAAGACGCCAAUGGCCCACAGGCGAUGGGUGACACUCUGGAGGUCAUUGCAGCGACAUUUGCGAGGCGGUCAGACGUGGAUUCAUGCAAGAUGUGGAUGGACCAGAUUGCAAGGUACAUGUAUGUUGCCAUGAAUUCGAAGAACGAGGAACUUGGCAAGCAGCUGGAAAAGAUCGUGGGCGUGCUGAAGACACUGGAGCUGAACGCCCAGUGA
This is a messenger RNA of Letharia columbiana, 651 nucleotides long. RefSeq lists its product as uncharacterized. The record is from RefSeq and is a predicted model, not a curated record. The coding region runs from base 1 to 651 and encodes 216 amino acids. Lineage: Eukaryota; Fungi; Ascomycota; Lecanoromycetes; Lecanorales; Parmeliaceae. The transcript has 2 exons.